UAUCAGAAGGCAUGGAUUGCUAAAUAGAUGGCGAUGGAGCAACUGUAUGGAGAUUACGAUUCAUCGUAUAACGAGCUUCAAGGUUGGAUAGCUGCUAUGCGGGAGUAUGUACCGGAGACUGUGAUUGAGUUGCAGACAAGGCCAUAUUACGGCCCGGAUGACCAGUUACAGCCGGCAAAAAGGAUUUUCCAUCGGAUAUUCUGGACGUUCGAUCCAUGUGUGCGGGCAUUUCCCCACUGCAAGCCACUUGUGCAGGUAGAUGGGACCUGGCUGUAUGGAAAAUAUACACAUAUCCUACUUCUUGCAGUUGCUCAAGAUGGCAACAGAAACGUGCUCCCGAUAGCAUUUGUUAUCGUAGAUAAAGAGAACAUGGAGUCUUGGGAAUUCUUCCUCACAAACCUGCGGAGGUAUGUUAUUAGCAACGAUAACAUUUGCAUCAUCUCCGAUAGAGGAAAGGGUUUAAUUGCAGCAAUCAGGCGUUCCGGUGUGCCGUGGUGAUCCGUUUACUGCAUCCGUCACAUUGCGGCUAACUUACACAAAGAUUACAAGAAUGCAGACUGGAAGAGACAAGUCGUGGCAAUGGCGUACGAGUUAGAGCCACAUAUGUUCCGGCAAAAAAUGAUUCGACUUGAGAGUGACAUGGAGGGGCAGACAAACACAUCUUUCCGACAAUGGUUGAGCACAAUGGAGCCGUGGCAAUGGGUUCAAAUUUUUGACGAGGGCUUUCGUUAUGGCCAAAUGACCACAAACUUAGUCGAGGGGAUCAACGCUGUUUUGUUAAAAACACGUCAUCUUCCGAUUGCAUCUGUAUUUUCUGCUACUUUCUACAAGCUAGCUACUUUGAUACCAAGAAUGGGUCAGCAGCAAGUCGACCAGAUUGAGGCGGGACACGUGUUUGUCGAACAUGUCAGGGAUACAAUGGUCGCAAACCGUCGGUUGGCGAGGUCAAUGAAUGUAGAAAUAUAUUCACGACGACUGGAAACAUUUCGAGUUAUUGAGAGCAUCAGUCGUCGACCUGGUAUACCAACUAGGUCCUACGGAGUUGAUCUCCGGAACCGACGGUACGAGUGCAGAAGAUUCGAAACACUUCAUUAUCCCUGUGCGCAUGUCGUGGCAGCGUGUGCUAAAGUUAACGUCAAUGUUGAACAAUAUGUCGAUGAUGUGUACAAUCUGGAGCGCACAUUGCGUGUCUGGGAAAAUGAGUUCCCCGUCUUGCCUGACCUAUCAACGUGGGAGGUACCUUUGAUGACUUUCGAGCUUCUCCCAGACAGAGGGCUGCGGAGGAAUCCGAGAGAUCGUCCGCAGUCAAGCAGAAUCCAUAAUGAAAUAGACAUCAGGGAGAAGUCUGACGGAAAGCGUUGUGGAAUAUGCAGGUUAAGUGGUCAUAGUCGGAAUAAAUGCCCUAACCGAAACUUUCAUGUUAGACAGUCGUCCGGAUCGGGUCGUAAUUGA
Gossypium raimondii (Peruvian cotton) is the source of this 1452-nucleotide messenger RNA. RefSeq lists its product as uncharacterized. Bases 580 to 1452 code for a protein of 290 amino acids. NCBI's taxonomy places the organism in Eukaryota, Viridiplantae, Streptophyta, Magnoliopsida, Malvales, Malvaceae. The record is from RefSeq and is a predicted model, not a curated record. The transcript is spliced from 2 exons.